Molecule: messenger RNA, 2103 nt
Organism: Ailuropoda melanoleuca (giant panda)
Lineage: Eukaryota; Metazoa; Chordata; Mammalia; Carnivora; Ursidae
Gene: E2F4
Product: E2F transcription factor 4
Exons: 10
Coding region: 65-1279 (404 amino acids)
Biological process (GO): regulation of transcription by RNA polymerase II
Cellular component (GO): RNA polymerase II transcription regulator complex
Molecular function (GO): DNA-binding transcription factor activity, RNA polymerase II-specific; protein dimerization activity; RNA polymerase II cis-regulatory region sequence-specific DNA binding
Source: RefSeq, a predicted model, not a curated record
AGCGGAAGUGGCGGCGGCGCCGGCCUGGCCUGGCCUGGCUGAGGGGAGGCGGCGGGCGGGAGCGAUGGCGGAGGCCGGGCCACAGGCGCCGCCGCCCCCGGGCACCCCAAGCCGGCACGAGAAGAGCUUGGGACUUCUCACUACCAAGUUCGUGUCGCUUCUGCAGGAGGCCAAGGACGGCGUGCUUGACCUCAAGCUGGCAGCUGACACCCUUGCUGUGCGCCAGAAGCGGCGGAUUUACGACAUUACCAACGUGCUGGAAGGUAUCGGGCUGAUCGAGAAAAAAUCCAAGAAUAGCAUCCAGUGGAAGGGUGUGGGGCCUGGCUGCAAUACCCGGGAGAUUGCGGACAAGCUGAUUGAGCUCAAGGCUGAGAUCGAGGAGCUGCAGCAGCGGGAGCAGGAACUGGACAAGCACAAGGUGUGGGUGCAGCAGAGCAUCCGGAAUGUCACAGAGGACGUGCAGAACAGCUGCUUGGCCUACGUGACUCAUGAGGACAUCUGCAGAUGCUUUGCUGGAGAUACCCUCCUGGCCAUCCGGGCCCCGUCGGGCACCAGCCUCGAGGUGCCCAUCCCAGAGGGCCUCAAUGGACAGAAGAAGUACCAGAUUCACCUGAAGAGUGUGAGUGGCCCCAUCGAGGUACUGCUGGUGAACAAGGAGGCAUGGAGCUCACCACCAGUGGCAGUGCCUGUGCCGCCACCUGAAGAUCUGCUCCAGAGCCCACCUGCUGUCUCUACCCCUCCACCUCUGCCCAAGCCUACCCUGGCCCAGCCCCAGGACACCUCACGCCCGAGCAGUCCCCACCUGACCGCCCCCGCCCCUGGCAUCACUGAAACCCAGGGGGUGCCCGGUCCAGCAACUGAGAUUACAGUGAGUGACGGCCCCGGACCAGACAGCAAGGACGGUGGUGAUCUCGGCUCCCUUUCUCCGGGCUUGGCAGCCCUGGACACCCGGCCACUGCAGUCUUCUGCCCUGCUGGACAGCAGCAGCAGCAGCAGCAGCAGCAACAGCAGCUCAUCCGGACUCAACCCUUCUACCUCCUUUGAGCCCAUCAAGGCAGACCCCACAGGAGUUCUGGAACUCCCCAAAGAGCUGUCAGAAAUCUUUGAUCCCACACGAGAAUGCAUGAGCUCAGAGCUGCUGGAGGAGCUGAUGUCCUCAGAAGUGUUUGCCCCCCUCCUCCGCCUUUCUCCACCCCCUGGAGACCACGAUUACAUCUACAACCUGGACGAGAGUGAAGGUGUCUGUGACCUCUUCGAUGUGCCUGUUCUCAACCUCUGACUGACAGGGACAUUCCCUGUGUGGCUGGGACACAGACUGUGUGAUCUGGGGGUUGCCUGAGGACCUCCCCCACUCUAGCCCUACACAGCUUGAGAGCCACAGAUUCCUGGCUUCCUCAGCCUUCCCUCACUGCAGUUCUGACCACAACUCCCACUCCUGCACGAGCACCUCUACUGUGCUAGGAAAGCAGGAGAAAGGGGCUCAGCCCCCUUCACCGUGGAGCCAGAGUGUGUGCCUCUCCUUUUCCGGGGCUUUCCCCCACCUCCUGCCCUCUCCGAGCCCAGGCUCGGCUGCCACUCAGUGGCACAGAACUGAAGACCUGCCAUCAUCUGCAUAGGGCACCUUGUCCAGCCCCACUGCCCUGUUGCAGCCAAUGCCUCCCACUCUGAGGAGGGAAGCCUGGGGUGGAGCCAGGUGCCUGCCAGCACCACCCCUAGCCCCCUUCACUUCUCCCCGCCCCUGACCCUGCAGCUCCCCUUGGACCUCUCCCGUAUACCCCGCAUCUGCUGGGUCCUUAGCCCAAGUACCUAUAGGGGGUAGGGGGUGGGGGUGGGGCUGCUAACAGGAAGGAACAGAGAGGUCUUUAGCUAGAAAUAUGGGUGGGUGAGCCCCUGAGGAUUGGCCCAAUCUCCUGCUGCCCUGUAGGCACCCCCCCCCCCCGCGUUUAUUCAUUUACCCUCAUUUAGAGCCAUUUGCAGAGAUUUAGAAAGAUUUGCAGUAACGAAUGGAUUCCUAUAUAAAGAUUAUUUUUAUACUUUUUGCAGCAAAAGGAAAUUGUAAUAUUUGUACAGUAUCCAAGUGAAUAAAGACCAUGCCUAAGGCUA